GCUACCAGCCACGGGUGCUUGCUUGCUAGUCCUGCCUAGAGGCCAUGACACCCUCCCUGCCUCCUCCCACUUCCUGUCAGCUUGUGAUUGUGUGUCCUACUCACUCAGCACUAAACACAGAGGACCAGAGGAGGAGGGGAGACAACAAGGGAAAGGGGGAGCCCAUAACUGCUGGAUAUCCUACUCAUGUUGCCCUGAUCAUCACUGGAGUCACUAUGUCUGAGCAAGGUUCAUGAUGCCGCGCUGCCUGGCAAAUGGCUGCAGAAACGGCUGUGAGAGGACAGACCCUUCUGUCACUUUCUACUCGUUCCCUGCAGAGGCAGCAGCUGCGGGGCACUGGGCCUUCAGGUGCGGCGUGUCCGGUGCCAGCUGGGACAGACUGGUGCAUGAUGUGGUACAAGGAGGAUCUGGAAAUUACCAGCUGUGCUCCCUGCAUUUUGAGGACUGUGCGUUUGAGGAGAGCCCGGACCAACAUGGUCGGCGCAGGUUACGGCAGAACGCGGAACCAACACUAUUCCUGAACAGCUGCUCAGCUCCACGGGACCAGGGCAUCACUAGCUCUGAGCAGGACUCUACUCCCAGGCCCGAUCAGCCUCCCAAGCCCAAGAAAGAUCUUCCAGGACCCAUUCCAGGAGGGUCUCACAGCACGGGACAGCCCACAGGCCACAGUUCCCAUACGCCAGUGAAUCAGAUUGUUCUCAAUUUCUCAGACCAGGACAAGGUUCUGACAUCCAGUAAUGUUCCUGUGACGUGUGUGUCCCACUGCUGCCAACACUGCACCUGCCAAGGCUCACAGCCUGUAGUCAAACAGAUUGUUCUCAUCUUCCUGGAGCCCCAAAAUGCAUUUGCCAGACAAACCCCUCCCAGCUCCUCUCAAGGCGUCCAGCAGUCUGUGGACUCCAGCACCCAGACAGAGCCUUGUGAUGAUCAACUCAGGAAACCAGAGGGGGAAGGAAGGAAGUUCUCACACAACCAUCAAGAUAGUUGUAACUGCUCUCAUAUCUGCUUUCAGCCGUCAUCAUUAAACCAGUGUGUCAGCAGUCUGCUGGAGCAUCACCAGGUGUCAUUGCAAGAGUCCGUGGUCCAGCCUUGUGUCUCCGCCUCUACCUCCCAGUGUUUGCGCCACGGGUCCCAGUCACUGGUUAAACAGAUUGUGCUUAAUUUUCUGGAGCAGGAAUCAGUAACACACAAUGUCCCCUGCACUGACCUCCCCCCAACUGGUAGUUGCCAGCACCAGCCCAAGGACCCACAGGAUCAACUCAGGAAGCCCAAAGAAAAAGCAGAAAGCCCUUUGCAACCUCCAGAGAAACCUUCAGUGCUACAAGAGAGAGCAUCUUCCCUACUAGAAACUUGCGUCCCAGAGAGCCCCUCGGCACUCCUGGAGAGAUCAUUCCCUCUUCUGGAAACACACCUCUUAGAGAGGCAUUCACCUCUGUUAACAACACACUCCACAGAAAGACCCUCUUCUCAGCUCAAGAUGCACCGUCAAGAAAGACUCUCUCCCCAGCUAGAAAAACACCCCCCAGAGAGACACUCGACUCCUCUAGAAACACACUUUCCAGAGAGACCAUUGCUUUUGCCAGAAACACAACUCCCAGAGAAACCAUUAUCCCAGCCAGAAACGCAUCUUCCCGAGAGACUGUCUGAAACAAACCUCCUAGAGAAACCAUCUACGCUACCAAAAACACAUCUCCCAGAGAUACCCUUGGCCCUUCUAGAGAUGCACUUUCCAGAGAGACCCUCAACCCUUCUAAAAACAAACUUUCAAGAGAGACAACUGCCUCUUCCAGAAACACACACUCCAGAGAGACCAAUAAAUUUUACAGAAAAACACCUCUCAGAGAGAAGCGAAGAGAGCCCAUUAAGCCUGUCACAAACAUGUUUCCAAAAGAGAUCAUCGCUCCUUCCAGAGAAAUCAUCGGUCUUGCCAGAAAUACACAUCCGAGAGAGACCCUUGCCACAGUCAGAGACACAUUUCCAAGAGAGACCAACAUCCUUGCCGGAAAUGCAUAUCUCAAAGGGAAAAUCAUGCAAACAAGAAAUAUAUCUCCGAAAGAGUACCUCACCCUUACCAGAAACACUGCUCCAUGAACAAUUAUCACUUGUGACAAAAACACACCCCCCAGAGAGAUCACCACCCCUGCCAGAAAUACAUAUUUCAGGGAAGCCAUCACCCCUGAGAGAAUCACACAUCUUAGGGACACCACCCCCCCUGAUAGAAACACACAUCUCAGGGAUAUUGUCACGCCUGCCAGAAAUUCAAAUCUCAGGAAGGCCAUCACCUCUGCCAGAAACACGAAUACGAGAGACUCCCAUGACAGAAGUUUACACACCAGGAGCACCACCAACCUUGACAGAAGCACACCUCACAGAGACACAAUCACCCCUAACAGAAACACACAUCUCAAAGACACUAGUACAUAUGACAGAAACACACAUUACAGAGAGACAAUCGCCCUGGCAAGAAACACACCUCCAAAAGAGACCAUCAACAGUACUAGGAACACUUCUUCCAGCGAGAUCAUCAUCCCUCCCAGAAACUCACCUGCUAGAGAGACAAUUUCAUCUUUCAGGAACAGACCUCCCAAAGAGAUCAUCGCCCAUGUCAGUAACACACCUCUCAGAGACACUAUUGCUUCUGUCAGAAGCAGACCUUCCAGAAAUACUAUCACCUCUGCUAGAAACAGACCUUCCCAAGAGACCAUCACCUCUGCUAGAAACAGACCUUCCCGAUAAACCAUCGCCCCUGUCAGAAACAGACUUCCCAGAGAGACCAUCACCUCUGCUAGAAGCAGACCUUCCAGAAAGAUCAUCACCUCUGCUAGAAGCAGACCUUCCAGAGAGACCAUCACUUAUGCUAGAAACAGACCCUCCUGUGAGGCUAUCACCUCUGCUAGAAACAGACCUUCCAGAGAGAUCAUCGCCCCUGCCAGAAGCACACCUUGCAAAGAGAUCAUCAUCCCUGCUAGAAAUAGCUCUACCAGUGGGACCACCGUCCCUGCCAGAAACAGACCUCCUAGAGAGACCAUCGUCCUUGGCAGAAACAGAUCUCCCAGAGAGACCAUUGUCCCUGCCAGAAACAGACCUCCUAGAGAGACCAUCGUCCUUGGCAGAAACAGAUCUAACAGAGAGACCAUUGUACCUGCCAGAAACAGACCUCCUAGAGAGACCAUCGUCCUUGGCAGAAACAGAUCUAACAAAGAGACCAUUGUCCCUGCUAGAAACAGACCUCCUAGAGAGACCAUCGUCCUUGGCAGAAACAGAUCUCCCAGAGAGACCAUUGUCCCUGCCAGAAACAGACCUCCUAGAGAGACCAUCGUCCUUGGCAGAAACAGAUCUAACAGAGAGACCAUUGUACCUGCCAGAAACAGACCUAGAGAGACCAUCGUCCUUGGCAGAAACAGAUCUAACAGAGAGACCAUUUUCCCUGCUAGAAACAGACCUCCUAGAGAGACCAUCGUCCUUGGCAGAAACAGAUCUAACAGAGAGACCAUUGUACCUGCCAGAAACAGACCUAGAGAGACCAUCGUCCUUGGCAGAAACAGAUCUAACAAAGAGACCAUUGUCCCUGCUAGAAACAGACCUCCUAGAGAGACCAUCGUCCUUGGCAGAAACAGAUCUCCCAGAGAGACCAUUGUCCCUGCCAGAAACAGACCUCCUAGAGAGACCAUCGUCCUUGGCAGAAACAGAUCUAACAGAGAGACCAUUGUACCUGCCAGAAACAGACCUAGAGAGACCAUCGUCCUUGGCAGAAACAGAUCUAACAGAGAGACCAUUUUCCCUGCCAGAAACCGACUUCCAAGAGACACUAUCGCUUCUGUCAGAAACAGACCUACCAGAGAGACCAUCACCUCUGCUAGAAUCAGACUUUCCUGAGAAACCAUCAACCCUGCCAGAAACAGACCUUGCAGAGAGACCAUCAUCCCUGUCAGAAACAGACGUCCAGGAGAGAUCAUUGUUCCUGCCGGAAACAGACCUCCCAGAGACACUAUCACUUUUAUCUGAUACAGACCUCCCAGAGACUCUAUCACUUCUGUCAAAAACAGACCUUCCAGAGAGACCAUCACCUCUGCUAGAAGUAGACAUUCCACCGAGACCAUCACCUCUGCUAGAAGCAGACCUUCCAGAAAGACCCUCACCUCUGUUAGAAACAGACCCUCCUAAAAAGCCAUCAACUCUGCCAGAAACAGAUCUACUCGUGGGACCACCAUCCCUGCCAGAAACAGACCUCCCCGGGAGCUCAUUGUCCCUGCUGGAAACAGACCUCCUAGAGAGACCAUCAUCCCUGCCAGAAACAGAUCUACCCAUGGGACCACCAUCCCUGCCGGAAACAGACUUCCUAGAGAGACCAUCGUCCCUGCUGGAAACAGACCUCCCAGAGAGACCAUCACCUCUGCUAGCAACAGACCUUCCAGAGAGAUCAUCACCUCUGCUAGAAGUAGACCUUCCAGAGAGACCAUCACUUAUGCUAGAAACAGACCCUCCUGUGAGGCUAUCACCUCUGCUAGAAACAGACCUUCCAGAGAGACCAUCACUUAUGCUAGAAACAGACCCUCCUGUGAGGCUAUCACCUCUGCUAGAAACAGACCUUCCAGAGGGAUCAUCGCCCCUGCCAAAAGCACACCUUGCAAAGAGGUCAUCAUCCCUGCUAGAAAUAGCUCUACCAGUGGGACCACUGUCCCUGCCAGAAACAGACCUCCUAGAGAGACCAUCGUCCUUGGCAGAAACAGAUCUCCCAGAGAGACCAUUGUCCCUGCCAGAAACAGACCUCCUAGAGAGACCAUCUUCCUUGGUAGAAACAGAUCUCCCAGAGAGACCCUUGUCCCUGCCGGGAACAGACCUUCCAGUAAGACCCUUGUCCCUGCCGGGAACAGACCUUCCAGUAAGACCCUUGUCCCUGCCGGGAACAGACCUGCCAGAGAGACUCUUGUCCCUCCCGGGAGCAGACCUGCCAGAGAGACCCUUGUCCCUCCCAGGAACAGACCUGCCAGAGAGACCCUUGUCCCUCCCGGGAACAGACCUGCCAGAGAGACCCUUGUCCCUGCCGGGAACAGACCUGUUAGAGAGACCCUUGUCCCUCCUGGGAACAGACCUGUUAGAGAGACCCUUGUCCCUCCCGGGAACAGACCUGCCAGAGAGACCCUUGUCCCUCCCGGGAACAGACCUGCCAGAGAGACCCUUGUCCCUCCUGGGAACAGACCUGCUAGAGAGACCUUUGUCCCUGCCGGGAACAGACCUGCUAGAGAGACCCUUGUCCCUGCUGGGAACAGACCUGCCAGAGAGACCCUUGUCCCUCCCGGGAACAGACCGGCCAGAGAGACCCUUGUCCCUGCCAGGAACAGACCGGCCAGAGAGACCCUUGUCCCUGCCGGGAACAGACCGGCCAGAGAGACCCUUGUCCCUGCUGGGAACAGACCGGCCAGAGAGACCCUUGUCCCUGCCGGGAACAGACCGGCCAGAGAGACCCUUGUCCCUGCCGGGAACAGACCGGCCAGAGAGACCCUUGUCCCUGCCGGGAACAGACCGGCCAGAGAGACCCUUGUCCCUGCCAGGAACAGACCGGCCAGAGAGACCCUUGUCCCUGCCGGGAACAGACCGGCCAGAGAGACCCUUGUCCCUGCCGGGAACAGACCGGCCAGAGAGACCCUUGUCCCUCCCGGGAACAGACCGGCCAGAGAGACCCUUGUCCCUCCCGGGAACAGACCGGCCAGAGAGACCCUUGUCCCUCCCGGGAACAGACCGGCCAGAGAGACCCUUGUCCCUCCCGGGAACAGACCGGCCAGAGAGACCCUUGUCCCUGCCGGGAACAGAUCGGCCAGAGAGACCCUUGUCCCUGCCGGGAACAGAUCGGCCAGAGAGACCCUUGUCCCUGCCGGGAACAGAUCGGCCAGAGAGUCCCUUGUCUCUGCCGGGAACAGACCGGCCAGAGAGACCAUUGUCCCUGCCGGGAACAGACCGGCCAGAGAGACCCUUGUCCCUGCCGGGAACAGACCGGCCAGAGAGACCCUUGUCCCUGCCGGGAACAGACCGGCCAGAGAGACCCUUGUCCCUGCCGGGAACAGACCGGCCAGAGAGACCCUUUUCCCUCCCGGGAACGCACCUGCCAGAGAGACCCUUGUCCCUGCCAGGAACGCACCUGCCAGAGAGACCCUUGUCCCUGCCGGGAACGCACCUGCAAGAGAGGCCAUCGUCCCUGCCAGAGAGGCCAUCGUCCCUGCCGGAAACGCACCUGCCAGAGAGACCAUCGUCCCUGCAUGAAAUGCACCUGCCAGAGAGACCAUCGUCCCUGCCAGAAACGCAAAUGUCAGAGAGACUAUCCCCCCUGCCAGGGAGGCCAUCUCUUCCAGAAACACCCCUGUCAGAGACCCCAUUACUACUGCAUGAGAUGCAUCUCAAUGAGACUCACUUUUCUCACCAGUUGGAGAGACCUUUGCGGAUUCAGAGUGCAUCCCAUUCUAAGGCCUUCUGUUUGACACCAUCUUUAGUCCAGGAUCCAGUGACCUUUGAAGACAUUGCAGUGUAUUUCUCAAGGGAAGAGUGGCAGAUCUUGGAAACCCAUGAGCGGGACCUCUACAGGGAGGUGAUGAGAGAGAACUAUGAGUCUCUGCUCUCUGUGGGUUAUUCACUGGAGAAGCCAGAGCUGGUUUUGCGCAUUGAACGCAACGAGCGGGACCUCUGGGACCACCGUCUUACACAUCGCAGAAGACAUUUUGCCUUUAAUGAACAGAACUGGUGCUCACCUAACAGGAACCGGCAUCUGAUCCACUCUGCGAAAAUGCAGGAGACUAAGGCCCCAGCAUGUGCUGUAGUCGGCGGCUCUGAUAAGAGGAGCAGUCACCUUGGGGCCUUGAUGAGACUGGUAAAUGAGAUCCCUGGGUUCUUGUUGGGAAAUACUGUGACAGAUGGCAGUCCCUCUCCUGCUGGGACACUGGAGGAUCAACCAGAUAUCCAGGGACCAAGUGUGGAAGUUAAAAUAGAGAACAUUUCCCUGAUUGAUACUCCUACUGCUACACCUGCUCCACAUCUGGGAAACGCGUCAGCCAUUCACCAUAGCACAGCCAGCGCCAGACAUGUGAAGCAGAGUUCCCUGGCGGUUGUAACAAAGACGGAAGAAGCUGAGAUCGCAAUAGACGCAACAGCCACAAUGCCGGUUCCACAUCCAAAUGUAUUGUCUUUAGGCUCUAACCCUGAUAAAGCCUAUGGGGCUUCUGCCAGCGCCAUGUGCAGAAAGGUGGAAAUGAAAAUAAAGCAAGAGAAAUCUCCCAUGCGCAGUCCAGCCCACAGCUACCGGGGUGCGUGGCCAGAGAGUCACUUCACGAAGAGCAGGUCUUCCCCCCACAAUACAGGAAACAUUUUACACAGCCCAGGGGCUCGGGUGUCCCACACGCCAGAGAGUCCCAUUACAAGGGCUUGUUUUGAAGGUGGAAGUGGAUCUCCCCGGAUGUCUGCCCCGCUGAGCUGUUCCUCAAAAAGCACAAGUAUGUCUCCUCUCUCUUCUACAGAUGGCGCAAAGACUGUGCAACAAGGAGUGAGAAUUAAACAAGAGGAUUGUGGGAAUGAGGAACGUCUCAUGAAGCCUGUGCGUAUGAAGGUUGGGCAAGCUCCACUACCUCCCGUUCCUACUUUGUACCAAGACCUCAAGAGACCAGGAGCUACCAGCAGAAGGUCCCCUGCAGACAGAGUAGGGAGGGGAAAUUCUCACCUACACGGUUUAGUGAACUGCCUAAAAGAGAUCUCCAACAGCCGCCCACAUCCUUACAACACGUUCUUCAGUACAGCCCCAUCAGUGGCCCAGAGAAGUGCCGAGUUGGACAGAAUCUGUGCAGAAACCGCCAUUAGAGAUGGUGCAUUGGGCAGUCGGAUGAGGGAAAUGCCCCCAAUGCCACCAAACCCUUUCACUGUGGCUGUUACUAAUGGCGCUUUCCGACUGAACAGUGGCGAGCACAGGGUGCCAGAUGACUGGAGCCCACAACUUAGCAGACACGAGGAGCAUCGAGGUGGCAUGUUGUACCCAGCUCUAGGAAGAUGCCCAGAAAAAAUCCCCACUCAUAACUCCAGCCCACACAGCACAGGUGUACACAGCUCACAUAGGAGCAACGAGGCCCGUAGACCAGACCUAGGGCUGAAGAGGACUCACUCUGAUGAUCACACACGGAUGGGGCAUAGUGUGAAGCGCCAGGCUCUUGAGUCAUCCAGCCCAUCCCAUACAAUCACCAGCUGCCCUUCUGGGCAGGGUGAGCUGAGGAGGCCCAGAGGAGAGGAGAAUAAGAGGAGCCAUUCUAAUGAGCUUCCAGCGGGAAAGUCCCAUCUGACGAGUGUAAUGAGCUGUGUCAGGAAGCUCCCAAGCUGCACAUCCAGUCCUCCUGUCAACCCACAAUGUGGCCCUUCCAGAAUCAACAGUGCUUCUCAGGAGCGGCUAAAGGCAGAGUCUGAUCUCAGAAGUGGCUUCCAAGAUGGAAGACACAAAGAGGGUAGCGCCCGUGUGAAAAAGGAGGAAGCGCAGAGCCCCGUACGACCAGUGCUUAACGUGUGGGUACAGCCUCUGAGCAGCCCCAGUGAACUGAGGAGCCCUGGAGUUCCUGCCAAGAAUGUUCACCUGAGUGGGCUGAUGAAGCUGAUGCAGGAGAUCCCAGUGACGGAGUCCAGCAGCUCCUCCAGGGCGAUGUUCAGUAUUGCGGUGGGACACUCAGAGACCAGGAGACUAGAGGGAAGAUUAGACAGAGCCAACCCCUUAGCGCAUUGCAGUGACGAUGGCAUUUUCCAGCCUGAGCCAAACGAGAACACCAUUGCAUCCGUAGACUCCAUGUUCAGUGAUGAUACAAGUUGGUCUUCGGAGAAUGCAGACCCCUUGUAUUCUGCCAUUGGUGGGCUGCAGAAGGUGGUGAGUGAUGUGUCUGAAGUGGGAUCUGCCAGUCCCAUGACUGUGGCCUCUGCUGCUCCUGUAACCAGCGUCACUCAGGAGGGGAACAGAAUGAUUAAGGAGCACAGUGUCGGGGCGUCUUCUCAAGCACCUUCCUCUUGCCCUUAUCGCCUGAGUAGCCGUUUAAGAAGUGGAGCAAAAACUGCACCUGCGAAGGACGGGCGAAGCUGUUCUGCUGAGAAUGCGGAAGCAUCGUACGCAGCACUUUGUGGUCUGCAGAAGGUGGUCCAUGGCUUUUCAGAGCAGGAAUGUGUAAGCCCUUUAUCUGCCAUCCGAACCCAACAAUACUCCAGUGUUCAGCAAAGCCCUGCAAGAAGGAGGGUGGAGCAGGAGGAGAUCAGAGACUCACCACAUGUAAAGGACAGCUCUCCGGCACUGAGGGGCUCGUUUCUCUGUGAAGACGGGAACUGGCCCUCGGACAGCGACUCCUCCUACUCUGCCAUCAGCGGCCUCCAGAAAGUAGUGAAUGGAUUUUCUGAGAUUGGCUGCAUAAGUCCAUUCUCUGCUGUCAGCACCACAGCCAGUGAGGGAGCUACAGAGAUCUCCAGCAAGAGGAAAAGUGACCAUCAGAUACCAGAUUAUCCAGCUGAGGAUCUGCCUCGAUCGAGGGCGUCAUUUCUAACACAAGAGGACUGGGCGGCAGAUAGAGUGGACUCGUCAUAUUCAGCAAUCACCGGGUUACAGCAGGUCGUCAAUGGAGUCCCUAAUAUUGGGUCACUGAGUCCCCUCACUAUAGUUAGCAACCUUUCCAGUGACGGUGGUCAGGAGCCCGUCGCAAAGAGGAUAUGUGAGCGCAGUGAUGAGGAUGUCCAGUUGGUGUCACCAAGGCCAAUAACAGAGAAACCAGCACCUCCAGCCAAGGCAGUGACUGUGAUACCAGAUUGUGGGUCACACAGACUGGCUAAGAAACUGGCCUCUCACAGCACAUGCAUUGAUCUAACCAAAGAGGAAGAGCAAGUGUGUGAUAAAGCUGCCACUACCGUUCCGAGCAGGCAGGAUAAACACCGACAUAACCAAGCCCCAAAUGUCCCCAGGAACUCAUCAUCAAGUAGCCAGUGUAUCGAUCUUACUGAAGAUGAGGAACCAGUGACUAAAGGCAAAGAUUUGAAUGCAGAUGCUGAAGGAAAGAAAUUGCGCCGUUCUGGUGGCACAUGGAACCAACCUAGCGUUGAGAAGUGGCGCAAUUCCUCCAAUGAGCCUGCAAGGUCAAGCAGUAGAGACAAGAAUAAACGUCUGGAUCCUCCUGUGCAGGAGAGGAACAUCAGCAGACCAGGAAUACCGGCGGUGAAUGAACAUCUCAGUGGUUUGGAAAAGCUUUUGAGGGAUGUACCAGCAUUUGGCUCUAGACAUCAAAGUAACAAUCCAAAUGGAUAUACACAAGAUGUCUCCUGGUGGUUUAAAAGCACAUCCCCUCACGAAACUUGAAGACUGUAUAUAAUGGAUACCAGAUAAAGAUGGGGCGAGAAGCAAAUAUUCCAUUUUCUAGGCUACAACAAACCUUUUUGGUACUUACUACAGUGGAACUGAGACAUCCCACUAGGCAAAGGUCCUCGCUGCAACCUCUAAAAACACUAUUGUGACUAUAAAACUCUAUAUUUUUAUAAAAAAACAGAAACAAAAAAUAAACAAAACAAAAAUAAAAAAGGUGAAACAAUGUUGGUAGAAGGAGGAGGUCAAAGCUGCUGUCCCGCCAGUUACAUGAACGAUGAGAGAUAGAACACCGAGGAUCAGGCUGAUGAGACCAUUAAAGACACCUGAUAAUGAGAACGCUCCACUUACAGGGUCGUAAAAAGUGAACAAAAUUCUGAUUUUGGAGUAAACCCAGACUGAGCAGAUGCCAUAUUACUAAUUACUGAGGACCAAGAUGCCCAUUGUGUUGUGUCACCAUGAUCACAUUGUGCAACAAACUCGGCGUGACAUUUGUGUACCGGUGACAGGAGGAGAAUUAUCAGUCGCAAAAUAGUCUUCAGCCCACAAUCCCUACCCGAUCUCUCGCUGCGCUGCCUCAGAUAUACUGGCGCUUCUUCUACCUGCAGGACACAUACCAGUUGUAGUUGAAUGUGGAUCAUACCAAGCACAAGGUGGUUUAUAUCAGGAGAAUGAACUGCUGCCCCC
Messenger RNA from Bombina bombina (fire-bellied toad), 11035 nucleotides. RefSeq lists its product as uncharacterized. Lineage: Eukaryota; Metazoa; Chordata; Amphibia; Anura; Bombinatoridae. The transcript has 41 exons. The coding region runs from base 233 to 10345 and encodes 3370 amino acids. Gene Ontology annotation, biological process: regulation of DNA-templated transcription. The record is from RefSeq and is a predicted model, not a curated record.